CUUUCUAACCACUUUAAAAACACUAUAACUGGCUAAGUUGCUCAGCCGCCUCAGCUAUUUUCUCUCUCCUUAAACCCACUUCUCUUCUCCGUCUAAAACCUCCGGCCAAAAAUGGCGGCUUUCACCCACCACCACCCUCACCACCAAGCUCACCUAUUGGGUCGACUACCCACUCUCAGAGCCAAGCCCAGGCCCAGGCCCGGCCCAUUUCGGGUCCACAUGGCCCUCCAGGAAAACGGUCCCUCUCUCGCCGUCGUUGGCGUCACCGGAGCCGUCGGGCAAGAGUUCCUCUCCGUCUUAUCCGAUCGAGACUUUCCCUACCGCUCCAUCAAAAUGCUCGCAUCCAAACGCUCCGCGGGGCAGAAAAUGUCAUUCCAGGACCAAAACUACGUCGUUGAGGAGCUCACCGCCGAUAGCUUCAAUGGCGUAGACAUAGCCCUGUUCAGCGCCGGAGGUUCCAUCAGCAAGGAGUUCGGUCCUUUGGCUGUGGAACGCGGCUCCAUUGUCGUAGACAAUAGCUCUGCUUUUCGAAUGCACGAUGAUGUGCCGCUCGUGAUUCCGGAAGUCAAUCCGGACGCCAUGAAAGGGAUUAAGGUUGGGAGUGGAAAGGGUGCCUUGAUUGCAAACCCUAACUGCUCCACCAUUAUUUGCUUGAUGGCCGCCACGCCUCUACAUCGGCAUUCUAAGGUAAUUCGUAUGGUGGUUAGUACGUAUCAAGCUGCUAGUGGUGCUGGUGCUGCUGCCAUGAGAGAGCUUGAGCAGCAAACCCAUGAGGUCCUGGCGGGAAAGGAACCUACUUGUAAUAUAUUCCAGCGACAGUACGCGUUUAAUCUGUUUUCGCACAAUUCGUCUGUUCUUCCAAAUGGGUACAAUGAAGAGGAAAUGAAAUUAGUCAAGGAGACAAGAAAAAUAUGGAAUGAUCCAAAUAUUAAGGUGACUGCCACAUGUAUACGAGUUCCUGUGAUGCGGGCUCAUGCAGAGAGUGUGAAUUUUCAGUUUGAGAGUCCUCUUGAUGAGGAAAUGGCAAGGGACAUCCUGAAGAACGCACCUGGGGUGGUGGUUAUUGAUGAUAGAGCAUCAAAUAACUUCCCUACACCACUAGAGGUAUCGAAUAAAGAUGAUGUUGCGGUUGGAAGAAUCCGUCGUGAUCUGUCUCAGGAUGGGGAUUAUGGGUUGGACAUCUUUGUGUGUGGGGAUCAAAUACGCAAGGGAGCUGCACUUAAUGCUGUUCAGAUUGCUGAGCUGCUGCUAUAGUCAAAGUAAGCUAGCUAUUACUCGGGAGCUUUCAUAAUUUACUUUCGUUCAUGAGAUGAGUUAAAGCUGCUGGUCUUUUAACAUGAAUUUUCUUCAUUUGGAGAUGAAUUUUGUUAAUUUAGUUUUGUAAUUUAGACUUGAGAAGAACGAAUGCUACUGGGAAACUUUUCAAUGAGUGUUUGUUUCAUUAGUUGUGUAAUGUUCUUUUAAAAAGUAACCAAAAUAUACAUAAUUAUGAAACAAUAUUCAACUUUACUGUUAAAAUACUUUUCAAGUUA
This is a messenger RNA of Humulus lupulus (European hop), 1532 nucleotides long. RefSeq lists its product as uncharacterized. The transcript has 7 exons. The coding region runs from base 112 to 1254 and encodes 380 amino acids. The record is from RefSeq and is a predicted model, not a curated record. Gene Ontology annotation, molecular function: aspartate-semialdehyde dehydrogenase (NADP+) activity; NADP binding; NAD binding. NCBI's taxonomy places the organism in Eukaryota, Viridiplantae, Streptophyta, Magnoliopsida, Rosales, Cannabaceae. Gene Ontology annotation, biological process: L-threonine biosynthetic process.